Aspergillus puulaauensis is the source of this 1887-nucleotide messenger RNA. RefSeq names its product ferric reductase family protein. The transcript has a single exon. Lineage: Eukaryota; Fungi; Ascomycota; Eurotiomycetes; Eurotiales; Aspergillaceae. The record is from RefSeq and is a predicted model, not a curated record. Gene Ontology annotation, cellular component: plasma membrane. The coding region runs from base 1 to 1887 and encodes 628 amino acids. Gene Ontology annotation, biological process: copper ion import; intracellular iron ion homeostasis; iron ion transport. Gene Ontology annotation, molecular function: ferric-chelate reductase activity.
AUGGAAGACCUCCCGGGACAUCUUCUCCCCCGGAGUAAAUAUGACACAAACGCGACAUAUGUUUACGACCACUCGCGGGGUCUAAACGGCGUCAACGUCCCUCGAGAUGUCUUGUUUACACGCAUCAUCCUCGUAUCUGUUAUUGCCGUGGCCUUUAUCCUUUUCUGCGGCCGGAUCGCACAACUGAGCCACGCCUACCUUCGCCAUAUAACGUCCAUAGCAGCAAGCAGGAGGCAACAAACGUUCUGGAGCAUUGAAGACUCACCCCUGUGGGCGAGAAUCAAAAAGCACGUUUUAUAUUCACCCCUUGGCAGCAAGAGACACAACCGCGAGCUCCAGCUUUCCUCUGCCAUCAACGUCGGCACCCUGCCGACCAGAUUCCAGACAGUCCUGAUUGUACUAUAUGCCGCGAGCCAGAUAGCUUAUUGCACUAUCCUUAACUACAAUGAGAACGUCAAAGCCGCCCUUGUCGCCGAGCUUCGAGGUCGGUCGGGGACGCUGGCUGUUCUCAACAUGGUGCCGUUGUUUAUACUCGCUGGGCGCAAUAACCCGUUGAUACCUCUAUUGCGCAUUAGUUUCGACACCUACAACCUUCUGCACCGCUGGCUGGGUCGUAUUGUUGUGAUUGAGAGCAUAGUGCACACCUUUGCCUGGGGUGUCAACGCCGUCGACGAGGCCAACGUUUCCGACAUGUUGAAUCGUCUUCGCACCACACCAUUCUUUACUUGGGGUUUGGUGGGAGUAGUAUCUAUGACCUUUCUCCUUCUCCAUUCCCCCUCACCCAUCCGACACGCUUUCUACGAGACAUUCAUCCACUUCCAUCAACUCGCAGCAUUCCUCGCCUUCCUCGGAGUCUACAUCCACAUCGAUAUCGACAAUCUCCCCCAAAAGCCCUGGAUCACCGCCGUUGGCGUUUUCUGGCUCCUCGACCGCGCAGCCCGCCUCAUCCGCCUCAUAUACCUCAACUUCUCCCUCAAACGAGGCUCCACCUCCCUCGUCGUCGAAGCUCUCCCCGGCGAGGCCUGCAGAGUCACCUUCCACCUCCCCAAACGAGUCCACGUUCCGCCAGGCUCCCACGUCUACGCCUACAUCCCGACUCUCUCCCUUUGGAUGUCUCACCCCUUCUCCGUCGCUUGGGUCGACCCCUCCUCAUCCGUCACAACCCCAGACUACCCAGAAACCAAAGACCUCCAACAAUCUCACGGCCACAAACAUAGCAUGACUCCCUCCCGCCUCGAAAAGCAACUCCCCGACCUUCUCCCCUCAAAACCCCACAACCAACUCACCUCCGUCUCUCUCGUCGUCGCCGCCCGCAAAGGCAUGACCCGCAAACUCUAUAACAAAGCCCUCGCGUCUCCCAACUCCACCCUCGUCACUGCUGGCUUCAUCGAGGGACCCUACGGGACUCACCCCUCCGACCCCGCAACCUAUGGCACAGCCGUCCUCUUCUCCGCCGGCGCAGGCAUAACACACCACAUGCUCACCGUCCGCGACCUCCUCACCCGCGCCUCCCAAGGCCGCGUCCCCACCCAGAAAAUCUACCUCAUCUGGUCCGUCCGCAGCACAGAGCACCUCGGCUGGGUCCGCGAGUGGAUGGACUCCAUCCUCCGUCUCCCAGGCCGCCGCGAUAUCCUGAAUAUCCAGCUUUUCGUCUCCAAGCCGAAAUCAAGUCGCGAGAUCGUGAGUCCCAGCGCCACGGUGCAAAUGUUCCCAGGCCGCUGUAGACCAGAGGUUGUCCUUGCCGAGGCGAUUCCGGUGCGUGUGGGCGCGACGCUGGUUAGUGUUUGUGGGCCCGGGGCGUUUGCGGAUGAGGUGCGGAGUGCAACGCGGAAGAGGAUUGGCAAGGGUGCUGUGAUUGAUUUUGUCGAAGAGGCUUUUACGUGGUAG